UUGACAGAACGCGUGAAGCGCGGAUCUCUUUUCAUGACCUUGUUUCCGCCCGGGAGUAAUUGAGGGACGCAACGCGGAGGUUGUCGUGAGCGCGCAAGAGGAACGCGUGCAGCGUGCAAGAUUGUUUUGCCUCUCCUUCGCCAUGAUCAUCCCCAUCCGCUGCUUCACUUGUGGGAAGAUUGUUGGGAACAAAUGGGAGGCGUAUUUAGGUCUUCUUCAAGCAGAGUAUACAGAAGGGGAUGCUCUCGACGCUCUGGGUCUGAAGAGGUACUGCUGUCGCCGGAUGCUUCUGGCUCACGUGGAUCUCAUUGAGAAGCUGUUGAAUUAUGCACCGCUGGAGAAGUGAGGAGCUUUUCUGUCACAUCUGGAGAUGUGCGUCCCACUGUAUUUUCAAAGACUUGAUCCAAAUGGAAGGAAUGCAGGCGUGGACGUGGCUGGUUCCUCGGAGUGUAUCUGAAGCAAGCUUAUGAUGUUGAAUUUUUGUUUAUUAGCAUUUUUGUUAAAUGAAGAUUGAAAUGUAUCUGUUGUGUGGUUCUUUACAUUUUUUAAAAAUAAUAUCUUCAACAAUACAAUAAAAAUAGCUUGUCUUUA
Messenger RNA from Puntigrus tetrazona (Sumatra barb), 591 nucleotides. It is a transcript of the gene polr2l, whose product is annotated as RNA polymerase II, I and III subunit L. The transcript is spliced from 3 exons. Gene Ontology annotation, molecular function: DNA-directed RNA polymerase activity; zinc ion binding; DNA binding. The coding region runs from base 143 to 346 and encodes 67 amino acids. Lineage: Eukaryota; Metazoa; Chordata; Actinopteri; Cypriniformes; Cyprinidae. Gene Ontology annotation, biological process: transcription by RNA polymerase I; transcription by RNA polymerase II; tRNA transcription by RNA polymerase III. Gene Ontology annotation, cellular component: RNA polymerase I complex; RNA polymerase II, core complex; RNA polymerase III complex. The record is from RefSeq and is a predicted model, not a curated record.